GUGGGUUCAAGUCGACACUCGACACGCAAGCCAUACAGGUAGGUUAGCUAUCACGGUUUGUCGCGUUUCGUGGUUCCGUCUGAAGUGUCCGCUUUGAUAACCGAAUAUCGCGAGAUGCCUAAGGUUUUGUGACCAGUGGUUAGUGUCUGUGAUCACUAAAGUGUUCGUUGUGACCAAGUGUUUGUGAUAUGACGAGCUCAAGUGCCGCAGAAUAGAGGAACAACAGCGGAUCUAACGAUCAAAAGUGUUGACCACAUGUCGGCAACAUCAUGGUGAUCGUUACCAGAGGAGAUUACAUAUGGAUCGAGCCGGUAUCAGGUCGGGAAUUCGAUGUAGCGAUUGGGGCCAGGGUGCUGGCUGCCGAGGGUCGUCGCAUAAGGGUCAAAGACGACGACGGUCAGGAGCAAUGGCUGCCACCGGAGCGACGGAUCAAGGCCAUGCACGCCACGUCGGUGCACGGCGUCGAGGAUAUGAUAUCCCUCGGUGAUCUGCACGAAGCUGGCAUCCUGAGGAACCUCCUCAUCCGUUACAAUGAUAAUCUAAUUUAUACAUACACAGGCUCAAUUUUAGUCGCAGUCAAUCCAUAUCAAAUUCUACCUAUAUACACGGCAGACCAAAUAAAGCUAUACAAAGAGAGGAAGAUUGGAGAGCUGCCGCCACACAUAUUUGCCAUUGGAGACAAUGCUUACGCACACAUGCGGAGAUUUGGACAAGACCAAUGUAUUGUGAUCAGUGGGGAAUCUGGAGCGGGGAAGACGGAGUCCACGAAGCUGAUAUUGCAGUAUCUGGCAGCUAUAAGUGGAAAACACUCAUGGAUAGAGCAACAGAUUUUAGAAGCGAAUCCUAUCCUCGAAGCAUUUGGAAAUGCGAAGACUGUUAGAAAUGACAACUCAUCCAGAUUCGGAAAAUAUAUUGACAUCCACUUUAACAGUAACGGUGUCAUAGAAGGAGCCAAAAUAGAACAAUAUUUAUUAGAAAAAUCAAGGAUCGUAUUCCAAGGCCCUGAAGAGAGAAAUUACCACAUAUUCUACUGCUUGCUAGCUGGCCUCUCCAGGGAAGAGAAAAAGAAACUUGAGCUGGGAGAUCCAUCAGAAUACAGAUAUUUAUCUGCAGGAGGAAACUUUAGCUGUGAAGGUAGAGAUGAUGCAGCGGAGUUUGCAGACAUCCGUUCUGCAAUGAAAGUUCUUUUAUUUACAGAACCAGAAAUAUGGGAAAUACUUAAGUUAUUAGCUGCUGUGUUACACUGCGGUAACAUUAAAUAUGAAGCUACUGUUGUAGAUAAUCUAGACGCGACUGAAAUAAUAGAACAAGCAAAUGUUAGGAGAGUUGCAAAUUUACUAGGUGUGCCUGUACAAUCACUCAUCGAUGCUCUAACUAGAAAAACUUUAUUUGCAUCUGGAGAAACUGUUGUAUCGACACUAAGCAGAGAACAAUCAGUAGAUAUAAGGGAUGCGUUUGUGAAAGGAAUAUAUGGACGACUAUUCGUAACAAUAGUUAGAAAAAUCAACGCAGCAAUAUACAAACCGAAAGCAACUACACGUACUGCUAUUGGAGUACUAGAUAUAUUUGGCUUCGAAAACUUCGACCACAAUAGUUUUGAACAGUUCUGUAUCAAUUUCGCAAAUGAAAACCUUCAACAAUUUUUUGUUCGACACAUAUUUAAGUUAGAACAAGAGGAAUAUAAUCACGAGGGAAUCAAUUGGCAACACAUAGAAUUUGUAGACAAUCAAGACGCAUUAGAUUUGAUUGCACUAAAGCAGUUAAAUAUUAUGGCUUUGAUUGAUGAGGAAUCUAAGUUUCCGAAAGGCACUGACCAAACGAUGUUAGCUAAGUUGCAUAAAACACACGGUUUACACAGGAACUAUCUCAAACCGAAAUCAGAUAUAAAUACAAGUUUUGGACUUAACCACUUUGCUGGAAUAGUGUUUUACGACACGAGGGGCUUUUUAGAAAAGAACCGUGACACGUUUAGUGCAGAUCUACUUCAGCUCAUUCAUAUAUCAACCAAUAAAUUUCUUCAGCAAAUUUUCCAAAACGAUAUCACAAUGGGAUCAGAGACAAGGAAAAGAACGCCAACUCUUUCGACACAGUUUAAAAAGUCCUUAGAUUUAUUAAUGAGAACAUUGGGUACUUGUCAGCCAUUUUUUAUACGGUGUAUCAAACCGAAUGAGUUUAAAAAACCAAUGAUGUUCGAUCGAGGCUUAUGUUGUCGUCAGUUAAGGUAUUCCGGUAUGAUGGAAACGAUCAGGAUAAGACGAGCGGGUUAUCCGAUCAGACACAGCUUCCGUGAAUUCGUUGAGCGAUAUCGGUUCUUAAUCUCUGGUAUUCCACCGGCUCAUAAAACCGAUUGUCGUAGUGCAACUUCCAAGAUUUGCGCAACGGUGCUCGGUAAAUCUGAUUAUCAGCUAGGCCAUACCAAAGUAUUUUUAAAGGAUGCCCAUGAUUUGUUCCUCGAGCAAGAAAGAGACAGAGUAUUGACACGAAAGAUAUUGAUAUUGCAGAGGUCAAUUCGUGGUUGGGUUUAUCGGAGACGGUUCCUGAAAAUGCGUGCUGCAGCGAUCUUGAUUCAGCGGCAUUGGCGAGGGAAAUUGCAGAGAAUACGAUACAAUAAAAUGAAGGUUGGAUAUGCGAGGCUGCAGGCAUUAAUACGAGCCAGAGUACUGGCCCAUAGGUUUAGACAUCUCAGAGGGCAUAUCGUGUCGCUGCAGGCGGCAGCUCGCGGCUACUUGGUGCGUCGGUCAUAUGGGCACAAGAUGUGGGCGAUCGUGAAGAUACAAAGUCACGCGAGAAGACUGAUCGCCAUGAGGAGGUACCGUCGGAUGAGGCAGGAGGCACUGGCGCACAGCGAGGCGUUACGUCUCCGCAGACAGGAGGAGCAGCGACUUCAGCAUCAGGGCAACUCACGGGCUAAGGAGAUCGCCGAACAGAAUUAUAGGGAACGAAUGUAUGAAUUAGAACGGCGGGAGGCAGAAUUGGCUCUGGAAGAGAAGCGUCAGUUGGAAGCGAAGAGAACGCUCCUGCAGGAGGCUGCUCGGAAACAAGACGAGCCAGUCGAUGACAGCAAACUAGUUGAAGCCAUGUUUGAUUUCUUGCCGGACUCCAGCAGUGAAGCACCAGCGCCUAAAGAUACCUCUGUGUUUAGUGACCUGCCCCAACAGAGGGCUGAUCAACAAGAGAUGGUCACACCGAUGCAAACCACGUCUGAAGAUGAAGAGGACUUGUCUGAAUUUAAGUUCCAGAAGUUUGCUGCAACAUACUUCCAAGGAAAUGUGACUCACCAAUAUUCCAGGAAGCCACUAAAGCAUCCACUUUUACCCUUACACACUCAGGGCGAUCAGUUGGCCGCCCAAGCGCUGUGGAUGACAAUCUUGAGAUUCACAGGCGAUUUGGCAGAACCUAGAUAUCACACAAUGGACCGAGAUAACACGUCAGUGAUGUCAAAAGUGACAGCAACACUGGGGAGGAAUUUCAUAAGGUCUAAAGAGUUUCAAGAGGCACAGAUGAUGGGUGUCGACCCUGAUGCCUAUCUUAACAAACAAAAGCCGAGAUCUAUCAGACAUAAGCUGGUCUCGUUGACAUUGAAGAGGAAGAACAAGCUGGGUGAAGAUGUAAGGCGGAAAUUGCAGGAUGAAGAAUACACAGCAGACAGUUAUCAGUCAUGGUUGGAGUCCAGACCAACUUCUAACUUAGAAAAGCUUCACUUCAUUAUCGGUCAUGGCAUUCUUCGAGCUGAACUAAGAGAUGAGAUAUAUUGCCAAAUUUGUAAACAGCUGACCAACAAUCCAUCGAAAUCAUCACAUGCUCGUGGAUGGAUAUUAUUAUCACUCUGCGUUGGCUGUUUUGCCCCAAGUGAAAAAUUCGUCAACUACCUCAGAGCCUUCAUAAGAGAAGGACCACCUGGUUACGCUCCAUACUGUGAAGACCGUUUAAAAAGAACAUUUAAUAAUGGCACAAGAAAUCAGCCGCCGUCAUGGUUAGAAUUGCAAGCAACAAAAUCAAAAAAACCCAUAAUGUUACCAAUUACUUUUAUGGAUGGUAACACCAAAACUUUACUGGCAGACUCUGCCACAACUGCUAGGGAAUUGUGCAAUCAAUUGUCGGACAAAAUUGGAUUAAGAGACCAAUUCGGUUUCUCCUUAUACAUUGCGCUCUUUGAUAAAGUUAGUUCUCUUGGAAGUGGCGGUGAUCAUGUAAUGGAUGCGAUAUCGCAGUGUGAACAGUAUGCCAAAGAACAGGGAGCUCAAGAGCGAAACGCUCCAUGGAGAUUAUUCUUUAGAAAAGAAAUAUUCGCACCUUGGCACGAUCCUACUGAAGAUCAAGUUGCCACUAAUCUUAUUUAUCAACAAGUUGUUAGAGGCGUGAAGUUUGGUGAAUACAGAUGUGACAAAGAGGAAGACUUAGCAAUGAUCGCGGCGCAACAAUAUUACAUUGAGUAUAACCAGGAUAUGAACAAUGAACGUCUGUACACCCUUUUGCCAAAUUACAUUCCAGAUUAUUGUUUGACUGGGGUUGAUAAGGCUGUUGACCGAUGGAGUGCUCUAGUAGUUCAAGCGUACAAAAAAAGUUACUAUGUUAAAGAGAAAGUUCCUGCAUAUAGAGUUAAAGAAGACGUGGUGAGUUAUGCUAAGUUCAAAUGGCCUUUGCUGUUCUCUAGAUUCUAUGAAGCGUACAGAAAUUCUGGACCAAACUUACCUAAAAAUGAUGUUAUUAUUGCUGUUAAUUGGACAGGUGUGUAUGUUGUUGACGACCAGGAGCAAGUACUGCUCGAGUUGUCUUUUCCAGAAAUCACUACAGUGUCAAGUCAGAAAACCAAUAAAGUGUUUACGCAAACGUUUAGUUUAUCUACAGUGCGCGGCGAGGAAUUUACUUUCCAAAGUCCAAACGCAGAAGAUAUUCGCGAUUUAGUUGUUUAUUUCUUGGAGGGCCUGAAGAAGAGAUCAAAAUUCGUUAUAGCUCUACAAGACUACAAAGCGCCUGGUGAAGGGUCUAGUUUCCUUACGUUUCAAAAGGGAGACCUAAUAAUAUUAGAGGAGGAUAGUACAGGAGAAUCGGUAUUAAAUAACGGUUGGUGUAUUGGCCGCUGUGAAAGAACAAUGGAUAGAGGUGACUUCCCUGCUGAAACUGUAUAUGUACUGCCUGCUUUAACGAAACCUCCACCUGAUAUAUUAUUAUUAUUCUGCCAAGAAGGUGCCCAACAUGGUCGACGAGCUCCCACUAGUACAUUCAACGGAACAGACGCGAGAGAUAAGCCUCACACACUAUUAGAAUAUGCGCUAGAUCACUUCAGGCUACCACCAAAACGAACCACUAGCAAGACAUUAACACUGUCUUCAGCUAAAAGAGGUGGCGCUGAAGAAUUGUGGCGACAUUCAAGAGAUCCUAUCAAACAACCUUUACUAAAGAAACUACAAGCCAAAGAAGAACUUGCUGAAGAAGCAUGUUUUGCUUAUACUGCUAUACUCAAAUACAUGGGAGAUCUACCUUCCAAGCGUCCAAGAAUCGGCAACGAGUACACAGAUCAUAUAUUUGAUGGACCUCUCAAACACGAAAUACUUCGCGAUGAAAUAUACUGUCAAAUAAUGAAGCAGUUAACGGAAAAUAGAAACAGAAUGUCAGAAGAAAGAGGAUGGGAAUUGAUGUGGUUAGCAACGGGCUUGUUUGCCUGCAGCCAAGGGCUUUUGCGAGAAUUAACUUUGUUCCUAAGAACUAGAAGAUAUCCAAUCGCUCAAGACUCACUUCAACGGCUUCAAAAGACAUUGAGGAACGGUCAGAGAAAGUACCCUCCACAUCAAGUAGAAGUGGAAGCUAUCCAGCAUAAAACAACUCAGAUAUUCCACAAGGUUUAUUUCCCUGAUGAUACUGACGAGGCUUUCGAAGUAGAUUCAUCUACAAGAGCGAAAGAUUUCUGCCAAAAUAUAGCGCAGAGAUUGAAUCUUAGAUCUAGUGAAGGGUUUAGUUUGUUUGUUAAGAUCGCGGACAAAGUUAUAUCAGUUCCAGAAGGUGACUUUUUCUUCGAUUUCGUGAGACAUUUGACGGACUGGAUAAAGAAGGCAAGACCGACACGGGAUGGAAUUACUCCUCAGUUCACAUACCAGGUGUUCUUUAUGAAGAAGCUAUGGACGAACACGGUACCGGGGAAGGAUCGCGCUGCGGACGUGAUCUUCCAUUUCCACCAGGAGUUACCAAAGUUGCUACGGGGCUACCACCGCUGCGGGAAAGAAGAAGCGUCUCGGCUUGCCGCGCUGGCUUACCGCGCUCGGUUUGGAGAGAACAAGCAGGAGUUGCAAGCAAUACCGCAAAUGAUCCGUGAAUUAGUGCCAGCUGACCUGAUAAAGCUACAAAGUUCAGCCGACUGGAAACGCGCCAUAGUAGCCGCGUAUAACCAAGACGCGGGCAUGACCCCCGAAGAUGCCAAGAUCACUUUCCUCAAGGUUAUAUACCGGUGGCCCACGUUCGGCUCGGCGUUCUUCGAAGUAAAACAGACUACGGAACCCAAUUAUCCGGAGUUGUUGCUCAUCGCCAUAAAUAAGCAUGGUGUUAGUCUGAUUCAUCCACAAUCGAAGGAUAUCUUGGUGACACACCCGUUCACAAGGAUCUCGAACUGGUCAUCAGGUAACACCUACUUCCAUAUGACGAUAGGCAACCUCGUGCGAGGCUCCAAACUCCUGUGCGAGACCUCCCUGGGAUACAAGAUGGACGACUUACUUACCUCCUACAUAUCGCUCAUGCUCACCAAUAUGAACAAACAACGUUCUAUGCGCGUUAAAUGAGGCGGGAAUCCUAACGUAAUAUUGUCUUGUAUUCACGGAUUGAAAUAAAAACUCUUUGAACGGAUAUCUUUUUAAAAAGUAAGGCCCCCGUUCAAGUUGUUUUUUUUUUCUAAAGAAAUAGGCAAUGACAGUCAACAGCUUAAAAUUUUCGUGUAUGGUUUUGUAUUGUUUAUGUUUAUGAUCAAUAUUUAAAUCAAAGUCCGCUUAUAAAUAUUAUUGAUGAUGCUACAGAUAAACUAUUAAGUGAUAUAUCUCAAGAAGUUUUUAAAUUAAUUACACAAAUUUAUAGAAUAUAGGGUAUUUAAAAAGGGGAUCAAUAUAAUAUUAUUAAAACAGAAAACUUGAAUUCAUAUUUUUACUAAGUUAUAGAUUGAGCUGUAGCUUGAAAUGGGGACCAAUAUUUCUACAAUAAUUUUAAUGUUUUUAUAAAAUUUACAAACAUGUCCGUCCAAGAAUUAUUUAAAAAUAUUUUUUAAGUCUCAUCAACAAAUGGCGUAUCUAUAGGUAUCCUGUAGGUAUCUAGAUAUAAUCAACUACAAAAAUGAUAUGUAUUAAUACUAGGACAAAGUUAAAAUAUAUAUCAAAAUUGUGCAAUAGUUGUUAUCCUAUGUCGUCCUGUAUUAAAUAAUUACACUCCUGUGAUUCCUGGUUUCUAUAGAGUAAGGGCGAAGGUUAUCCCUUGUCAUGUCACUCAGGUGACCCGUACUAGGUGAUCACUGUACUAGGUACCUGCUGUACCCAACUGGAAAAAAUUGCACAUUAAUAAAAAAAUUGGAGUGAAAUUUACUCAUGCCUUUUGUAAUGAUUAAUUCCUAAUAUAUAAUUAAAUUUUAUAUAACAUUAUCAUAUAAUUAAACUUUAUAAUUUCAGUAACAAUAAAACCCAAAGUAAAACUCCAAAAUAGUAAUACUAGAAUUAUUUUUAAUCAUUUUGGAACUCCAUUAUAUAUAGCUCUAUAUUAGCUAUAGCUUCUAUCUAAAUCAAUCUUAAUGUAAAUAAAGUUGGAAGAGAUUUAGAAAUAACCAUAGGCCUAAAGAUUAAAUUUGAAUGAUAAAAAAAUAAUUAAAAACAUCAAUGUCUGGAAUUGAAAUUUAAUAAUAAAAUACAGUUGAGCCUAUAUGAUCUACGACCGUUGCCCGACAAAGCGGGAAAAAUUGAAAAAAAAAAAUCUUAAAAGAUCAAAAACUUUUUUUAUUUCUAUUUUUAUUAUUAGAAAAGGAAAAUGGAAUUGAUGAAAGAUGACAUGAGAUAACUUGAUUGGACUGUUUUGUAAAACAAAAUACUUAAAAUAAAUACCAAAUUAAAUAAAAAUAACGACAAGGCAGUAAGGCCCCGGGCUUUAGUCUGUUCGCAAGUACGAAUAAAAAAAAAUUUAAACGUUUCUCAGAGUAAUGGAUCAGACUACAAUUCGCUUAAUAAUUAAUUCAAUACAGUAAUAUUUUGUAUUUUUAUAUAAAUACCUACUUAACAUAUGCAAUCAAGAUCUGUUAAUAUUUAAAUAUAUUUAUUUGGUUAAGGUGUAGCAUGUUAUGAGAGAGUAUGGUAACGUGGAUUUUGUUAAGCAAAAUACGUUUAUGUUAAUCUAGUUAUAAAAUACAAAUUAUAAUAAUAAUAAUUGUGUAAUGCAUAAACUAUUAUUAUAUAUAGCGUAGCUUUGCCCUGUUUAUAAUAAUAGUAUUUUACGUCUUAUAGGACAAUAGGCUUUGCAACAAAUUUAAACGCAUAUUUUUGUUAAUGAACGGCAUAUGAAUUAAGUCUUAACUUUUAUAUAAAGCUUAUAUUACAUAAAGCUAAUUAAAAAUGUAACUUCGUGAUUAAGUUCAUACUCACAAUAUUAUACGGAAUGUAACAGUAAAUCUAAGGCAGAAUUAUCUGCUCUGCAAUGUUACUUAUACAAAAAAAAACUUUAUUUCUUAGCAUGAUAAGCUGUAACGCAAACAACUGUAUUUUUUAUCAAUCUACUUUCGAUUACGCGCGAAAAUGGGCUGCCGAUUAUGACGUCGCGCUUCAGAACGACGUGGCGUCAUUCAUGUUCUCGUAAUUUAGACUUAUUUUAUUAAAUAUACCUAUUUUCAAUAUUUAUAUCAAAUCUGGGUCAUUUUGUAGAAUCCUUUCGAUUAACAUUUUUUCUUACAACCAUCUAUUAUUUAAUUCUAUAGUACUCUGUCUUUAUUGCCAUUGUCUACAAACGCAUCAAAGUUUCGUAAUGAUGAAUGAUAGUUAUUUUGUACACGACAUACAUGCUUACGGUUUCGUAUUUCUUUGUUGUGGUAACUAUGUUUUUUGUUUAUUAAGUUUUUAAGCUUACCAAGAGUAAUCCAGAGCAUUAAAACUUAUUAUCGGCAUUAUUCUUGAAGGGAUAUAUUUAAACGUGUCAUAUUAACCAAAAACUCUUCAGCCCAUAAAAGCGCCGCUAGAAAGUAGUAUUGCUUCGCAACAAAUAAUCUGAUUAAAUUAUGUUAUCAUGGUAUAAGAUAGAAGGGUAUUUAAUGUUUGCUAUAGCCUUAAUGAGUUGUAUAAUAUAUUAUAUUUAGCUGUAUAAAGCGGUUUUGUAAUGCCAUGUGUCAAUCUGUAUACAGUAUGUUAUAAUGUUCGCUGUUUCGCUUAAGUAAAGCCUUUUGUGAGUGGUUGUUAACAAGAGUCACA
Messenger RNA from Leptidea sinapis, 9416 nucleotides. RefSeq names its product myosin-VIIa (gene ck). Gene Ontology annotation, molecular function: ATP binding; cytoskeletal motor activity; protein binding. The coding region runs from base 270 to 6770 and encodes 2166 amino acids. The transcript has 14 exons. Gene Ontology annotation, cellular component: cytoskeleton; myosin complex. NCBI's taxonomy places the organism in Eukaryota, Metazoa, Arthropoda, Insecta, Lepidoptera, Pieridae. The record is from RefSeq and is a predicted model, not a curated record.